Echinococcus granulosus is the source of this 384-nucleotide messenger RNA. RefSeq lists its product as hypothetical. NCBI's taxonomy places the organism in Eukaryota, Metazoa, Platyhelminthes, Cestoda, Cyclophyllidea, Taeniidae. Bases 1 to 384 code for a protein of 127 amino acids. The record is from RefSeq and is a predicted model, not a curated record. The transcript has a single exon.
AUGUGUCUCUCCGUGCACCCUUGCGAGAAUGUAAGUUAUCAAGUUUCCAGUAAAAUCUUAAUUCGAAAGUAUGACGCGCACCAGGCACGCUUGGGUUCGGACGGACCUCACCCUACGAUGAGCUUCAAGCUGCAAUUCAUGCUCUCACACCUAGUUCGAACGGCGCGGCACCUGCCGACCCCCCCAGGUCUGAUCGCUCACGACCACCCCACCAGUGCCUUGUUGGUCGCGCAUUACUGCUACGUCCUACCCGGCAUCGAUGUCAUGGGAACUCGUGCGGAGACUCCCAAGGUGCUGAAACCCCAAAUUUCGCACUCUUCUCUACUGCUCCCAAAGACCGUUCGAGAAGACACUACCCCGGCUGUUUCCACAAAUUUAAAGUAG